This is a messenger RNA of Zea mays, 680 nucleotides long. Its product is annotated as 50S ribosomal protein L34-like. The record is from RefSeq and is marked provisional. Gene Ontology annotation, molecular function: structural constituent of ribosome. Gene Ontology annotation, cellular component: ribosome; mitochondrial large ribosomal subunit. Gene Ontology annotation, biological process: translation. NCBI's taxonomy places the organism in Eukaryota, Viridiplantae, Streptophyta, Magnoliopsida, Poales, Poaceae. Bases 27 to 536 code for a protein of 169 amino acids. The transcript is spliced from 2 exons.
AAUUGCGAUUGCGAGUCCUCCAAACCAUGGCGCUCGCCCUGGCCUCUCCAAUGGCGUCUCUCUCCUUCCACUCCGGGAGGAUCUCGGCGGCGUCUAUCGGAGGCGUCGGCCGCACUCGCAGGGCGGCCCCGGUGGGCGUAUCCGCCUCGCCGUUCCUCCGGAGCUCCUUCGUCUCGUCCUCCUCCACGUCGUCCGCCUCCGCCUCCGCCUCCCCCGCUUCGCUCGCGGCGGCUGUCUCGGCGUCUCUGGCAUUUACGUCCUCCUCCGCGUUUGCGGGUUCAUCUUUGGGAAUCGAGUUCAGCUACAGUAUAAUGACAACACGGAGAUCCCGUGGUAUGCAGAUUAGGGCUGGAAAGGCUGCCCUCUGCAUGACCAAGAGGUCAAGGUCUAGGAAGUCACUUGCCCGUACACAUGGUUUCCGCAGGCGGAUGCGGACUACUUCUGGAAGGAAGGUACUGAAGCGCAGGCGCGCCAAAGGCAGGAAGGUUCUUUGCACAAGGACAAACUCAAACAGUGGGAAGAAAAGAAUGUUCUAAUUACACUGCAAUUUGAUGUGCUCGCAACUGUAAGUGUAAUGUCUACUUGCAAUCUUCUAAGCCGCCAUCUAUGUGUAACAAUCAUGUAGCAUCCUAUUCCUGUUUAAUUGGUUAAAAAUAUCUGGAUCACCUUCUGCUUCCAAG